UAAGAAAAAUUUCCAUGAAUGAAAAAUUUCCUCAUUCUCACACUCUGUAAGGAAAAUUUCUUCCUUGUUGUGCUGUAAAAAUAUCCCAAUACUCACAAUCGCUAUUUCGUGAUUGAAAAUCUUCAGGAAAUAGUUAGAGAGAGAGAAGUGGGUGAAGUGAAGAUGCAAGGGUUUCAAGAGAGAGGUGGUGGUGGUGGGGCCCCUCCAGAUUUGGCCCAGCUUCAGUCCACCAUGCGCGCCAUCGAGCUUGCUUGCACUUCCAUUCAGAUGCAUAUGAAUCCUGCCGAGGCUGAGGCGACUAUAUUGUUGCUGGCCCAGUCCCACCAGCCAUACCAAGCUUGUAAAUUCAUCCUCGAGAAUUCUCAGGUGGCAAAUGCAAGAUUUCAGGCAGCAGCAGCAAUCAAAGAUGCAGCUAUAAGAGAAUGGGGUUUCCUUAGUCCUGAUGACAAGAGAAACUUGAUUAGUUUUUGUUUGUGCUUCACCAUGCAGCAUGCUAAUUCUCCUGAGGGCUAUGUUCAAGUGAAGGUUUCUUCGGUGGCUGCUCAACUGUUGAAAAGGGGCUGGCUUGAUUUUACAGCUGUUGAGAAGGAGUCAUUUUUCUAUCAGGUCAACCAGGCUAUUUCUGGAAUCCAUGGUGUAGAUGUGCAGUUUGCCGGAAUAAAUUUCCUGGAAUCUCUGGUAUCUGAAUUUUCCCCUUCUACGUCAACUGCAAUGGGCCUUCCCAGGGAAUUUCAUGAGCAAUGUCGAAAAUCAUUAGAGCGAGACCACUUGAAGACAUUCUACUGCUGGGCACGAGAUGCUGCUUUAAGUGUCACAAAUAGAAUAAUUGAAUCCAAUUCUGCAAUUCCUGAGGUUAAAGCCUGCAAUGCUGCUCUUCGGCUCAUGCUUCAAAUCCUGAACUGGGAUUUCCUGUAUAAGAGCAGUGGUGCAGCAUCUAGUGUAUUCUCAGGUGGAGUCAGGCAAGAUAAUGAUUCACCUAAGAGGUCUGAGGUUAAUCUGGUGCAGCCGGGUCCUGCAUGGCGCGAGAUUUUGGUCACCAGCGGGCAUAUUGGAUGGCUCUUGAGCUUAUAUGCUGCAUUGAGACAUAAGUUUUCAUGUGAAGGUUACUGGCUGGACUGCCCUAUUGCUGUCUCUGCUCGAAAGUUAAUUGUUCAGUUCUGCUCCUUGGCAGGGACAAUAUUUCCUUCUGAUAAUGUGCAAAUGCAUGAGCACCAUUUGCUUCAAUUGCUUUCUGGGAUAAUAGCGUGGAUUGAUCCUCCUGAUGCUGUUUCAAGAGCAAUAGAAUCUGGAAAGAGUGAAAGUGAAAUGCUUGAUGGUUGUCGUGCGUUGUUAUCCAUUGCAAAUAUUACAUAUCCCACUGUGUUUGACCAGCUCUUAAAAUCAACAAGGUCCUUUGGCACCCUUACCUUGUUAUCAACCUUGAUGAGCGAAGUUGUUAAGAACCUCAUGAAUAAUGACUCUGAAGAAGAGACAUGGAGCUGGGAGGCGCGUGAUAUUCUACUAGAUACGUGGAUUGCCCUUCUCGUGCCAGUGAAUAGGAAUAGUGGGAAUGCGUUGCUUCCACCUGAAGGAAGAAGUGCUGCAGCUAAUCUCUUUGCCUUAAUUGUGGAGUCUGAGCUAAGGGCUGCUUCUGCAUCGGCAUUUAACGACGAUGUCGACUCGAACUACCUUCAGGCUUCCAUUUCUGCCAUGGAUGAAAGGUUGAGCUCCUAUGCUCUUAUUGCGAGAGCAGCAAGUGAUGUGACAAUUCCUUUUCUCAUUGAGGUGUUUGCUAAGGGCUUUGCUCGGAUUACUCAGGGCAGGGGCCUCGUUGAUCACACUGAAUGUUUGGAAGAACUCUACUCAUUGUUACUCAUCAUUGGCCAUGUAAUUGCUGAUGAAGGGGAGGGAGAAACACCAUUGGUUCCGAACGCCAUACAAACCCAGUUUUCUGAUAUUUUGGAGGCAGAGAAGCAUCCCGUUAUUAUACUUUGUAGCUCAAUCAUAAAAUUUGCUGAGCAGAGUUUAAAUCCAGAAAUGAGAGAACUGGUGUUCAGUCCCCGACUUAUGGAGGCUGUUAUAUGGUUCCUUGCAAGAUGGUCUUCUACGUAUUUAAUGUCCCCUGAAGAGAAUGCAGAUCUGAACUCUAGUAAAGUGUUAGUGGAAUUUUUUGGACAACAUAAUCAAGGAAAACCUGUGCUUGACAUUAUAAUUCACAUAUCCCUGACAGCCCUUGUAUCGUAUCCAGGAGAAAAAGAUCUGCAGGCCCUCACUUGUAACCAUCUACUCCACGCACUUGUUCUGCGUAAACAUAUUUGUGUUCACCUUGUUCAACUGGAUUCUUGGCGCGACCUAGCAAAUGCAUUUGCUAAUGAUAAGAAUUUGCUUUUGCUUGAUACGGCGCACCAGCGGUCACUUGCUCAAACACUUGUUCGUUCAGCUUCUGGCUUGAGGAAUUCAGAGUCAUCAAAUCAGUAUGUAAGGGAUCUCAUGGGUCAUAUGGCAACAUAUCUUGUGGAACUGUUGAGAAAGAAUAACUUGAAAAGUAUUGCUCAACAACCAGACAUUAUCUUGUCGGUCAGCUGCUUGUUGGAGCGGCUUCGUGGAGUUGCUAGUGCAUCAGAACCUCGAACUCAGAAAGCGAUCAAUGAGUUGGGAUUUGCAGUAAUGAACCCUGUUCUGGUACUUCUUAAGGUUUACAAAGAUGAGUCUGCAGUUGUUUAUCUGCUGCUCAAGUUUGUUGUCGAUUGGGUGGAUGGACAAAUAAGCUAUCUAGAGGCUCAUGAAACUGCGGCAGUGGUUAAUUUUUGCAUGAACUUGCUUCAGCUUUACUCUUCACACAAUAUUGGCAAGAUAUCAUUAAGUCUUUCAAGCAGCUUACUCAAUGAAGCGAAGACUGACAAGUACAAGGAUUUACGCGCUCUUCUUCAACUCCUUUCUAAUCUUUGUUCAAAAGAUCUCGUUGAUUUUUCAUCAGAUUCUAACGAGACACAAGGCACGAAUAUAUCUCAGGUCGUGUACUUUGGUCUUCUUAUAAUUACCCCUUUGAUAACUUUGGACCUGCUGAAAUAUCCCAAGCUGUGUCAUGAUUACUUCUCUCUGUUAUCACAUCUGUUGGAGGUUUAUCCUGAAACGGUUGCACAACUAAACACUGACGCCUUUUCUAAUGUACUUGGAACUCUUGAUUUUGGUCUUCACCAUCAGGACAUAGAUGUGGUAGAUAACUGUCUGAGAGCUUUGAGAGCUCUUGCUUCUUACCAUUACAUCGAAACAAGAGGUGGUAAAACCGGACUUGGCUCGCAUGCCGCUGGGCUCAAGGACCAGGGUGGGAAUCUUCAGGAAGGCAUCUUGAGCCGGUUCCUUCGUUCUUUGCUGCAAUUACUCCUUUUCGAGGAUUACAGUCCGGACCUGGUCAGCAGUGCGGCGGAUGCUCUUCUUCCGUUGUUACUUUGUGAACAAGGCCUCUACCAGAGAUUGGGCAAUGAGUUGAUAGAGAGACAGCCAAAUGAGACGCUGAAAUCAAGGUUGGCGAAUGCAUUGCAUGGUUUAACAAGCGCAAAUCAGCUUAUGUCGACUCUAGAGCGCAAGAACUAUCAAAUCUUUAGGAAAAAUCUAACGAGCUUCCUCAUUGAAGUAAGAGGAUUUUUGCGGACAAAGUAGAAAUGCUUCACAAGAUGCUUCAUGCAUACGUAACGUUCUUGGAGAGAAACGGGAAGGAAUUUUUUUCUUUUUCUUCUUUUUUUUUUCUUUUUGGGUUGUGGGGUUCAAUUUUCUCGCGUGUACAAAAAAAAAAAAAUUGGA
Messenger RNA from Morus notabilis, 3780 nucleotides. RefSeq names its product exportin-4. The record is from RefSeq and is a predicted model, not a curated record. The transcript has 33 exons. Gene Ontology annotation, biological process: protein export from nucleus. Gene Ontology annotation, cellular component: nuclear pore; cytoplasm. NCBI's taxonomy places the organism in Eukaryota, Viridiplantae, Streptophyta, Magnoliopsida, Rosales, Moraceae. The coding region runs from base 163 to 3639 and encodes 1158 amino acids. Gene Ontology annotation, molecular function: nuclear export signal receptor activity.